AAACCAUCAAAAAUCAAAAUGAGAACAUCUUAGCGGACGGAGGGAGUAAUAGUAUUAUAUUGGAAAAUAAAAAAUGUUAGUUCUACUCUAUUUAUUACUCCAGAGUACAAAUCACUGCCUAGGGGAAGCGAUUAACCAGCGGCAGAGCUCUCGGGACGAUGAUGCGAUGAUACCUCCGGCGGCUUCAUUCCCCGUUUACCCUCACCGACCCGUCGCCGAUUCAUUCCACAACCGACUCAUUGACAUCGUUAAAAUUGCUCUCAUCAAAAUCUUCGUCUCUCCUUACGCCACAGUUUGUGAAUUGUACUGUGGGAAAGUCCCGAACGAAGAAAAAUGGGAUGAAGCUCACAUUAGCCACUACAUUGGGAUUGAUGUAGCCACUUCCGGAAUGAAUGAGAAAAAGGAAGCAUGGGAGAGUCUGCGCAAGGUUUACACUACUGAGCUGAUUGAGCUUGAUCCUUGCACUGAAGAUUUGAAAAGACAUCAUCAGGAUAAAGACAAUGAGGCUGAUAUUGUUUUCUGCAUGCACAAUUUACAGUUGUGCUUUGAAACAGAAGAAAAAACGAGGAAGCUGUUGCAUAAUGUUUCAUCUUUGUUGAAACCUGGUGGUUAUUUUCUUGGUAUCACAACCGACUCAUCUACUAUAUGGGCAAAGUACCAGAAGAAUGUUGAAGCCUGCCACAACAAGGGUAGCGGAAUGAAGCCUAACAUGGUCCCCAAUUGCAUUAGAACUGAGAGUUACACAAUAGCUUUUGAGGUUGAGGAAGAAAAGUUUCCUUUUUUUGGAAUGAAGUAUCAAUUGAAGUUUGCAAAUGAUAUAUCUGCAGAAACACAGUGUCUGGUUCAUUUCCCAAGCUUGAUAAGGUUGGCCAGAGAGGCUGGACUUGAUUAUAUCGAGAUUCAAAACUUGACAGAUUUUUAUGAUGAUUAUAGGGCACAGUUUGUAGGAAUGCUACAAGAUGCCAACCAUACUCUCACAGAUACUAGGGGCAGACUACUCCCUAGAGCUUAUGAUGUUUUAGGCCUUUUCACCACCUUUAUAUUUCAAAAGCCUGAUCCAGACAUUACUCCACCUCUGAUGACUCAAUUCAUAUUAAACAAAGGCUACGAUGAUGAUGAGAUGAUACAACAGAUGGAAUGCCAAGGAACUGUGUGGAGAGAUGAUGAGAGGAACGGGCAGCCCGAUCCUUCUCUGGGGUUGGCCAAGAUAAGUGAACAAAAGGGGAUAUUGGGUCCGGGCCCCGCACAAUUUCGUUUCCCCGAAGCACUUUGACCAAGAAACAUCAAGAGGAUUGCUGCUUGCCUCUCUCUCUGUACUGUGUAAGGUUAGUACUUAGUAGUUUUACCCUGUUGCGGAAGGAGGUUUAUAUUUCUAACUACCCUUGAAAUAGAGUUGUUAGCAAACUCCCCCGUCACCAUAUUAUUGUUGUUAAUAGUGUUAUUUUGGUAUUCACAAAAAUUGACAGUUCUCAAAAUGUUGCUAUAAUUUAAGGGUGAUGCAUAGUGUACAAACAAAGAUUCAUUUGUGUGCACACAAACAAAGAUUCAUUUGUGACCCACCGACAAAUCUAUGGAGCGCAAAAAUGAAGCUUGGUUUACACC
Molecule: messenger RNA, 1602 nt
Organism: Cuscuta campestris
Lineage: Eukaryota; Viridiplantae; Streptophyta; Magnoliopsida; Solanales; Convolvulaceae
Source: the annotation of a GenBank genome assembly